AUGAAUUCAAAGAAAAUAGCUAAAAACCCUUCAUUAGCAUAUACAAGUCAUCCAGAUUACAGAAAACCGCCUAAAAUUGCAAAUCCGUAUCUACAAUGCUUAGGAGCACCACACAUAGAUUCAUUCAACUACAUGCUUCAAGAUGGUUUGAAAGCAGCAAUCGCAGACCUGAUCCCUGCGGAGUUCGAGCUACCUAGUGGUGAAAGAGUUAAAGUCACCAUAGAUGAGGCUGCUUUUGCUAAACCAGGUGUUCCUAUGGAAGCUAUAGGUGUUAAGAAUCAAACAGUACUGCCAACAGAAUGUAGGCAACGUGCUGCAACAUAUAAAGGUGACUUCAAGAUAAGGAUGAGUGUAGCAAUUGAUGAGAAGGUGGUUACCGUUGAUCGGUCACUUGGCUCCCUGCCUGUCAUGAUAAAGUCUAAAAUUUGCCACUUGGCUGAUCUAUCCCCUGAAGAGUUGGUAGAGCACAAUGAACAUGCAGAUGAAUGGGGAGGAUAUUUCAUUGUAAAGGGUCAUGAACGCCUAGCCCGUAUGCUGUUGGUUACGAGACGGAACUAUCCAGUAGCCAUCAAGAGGUCAGGAUGGAGAAUGAGAGGCAACCUGUUCUCAGACUUUGGUGUGAUGGUCCGUUGUGUGACAUCAGACCAGACAAGCACAAACAAUGUACUCCAUUUCCUAAACAAUGGGACAUGCAAAUUGAUGUUCUCACAUCGCAAAAUGAUGUACUACGCGCCGUUACUGCUUAUUAUGAAGUGUCUUGUCGAUUGGCCCGAUCAUUACAUAUACAGACUCCUUCUACACGGAAAGAAAAAUGAUCUAUACUAUGUCAAUUGCAUCCAAAACAUGCUGCGGGAGCUCCAUGAAGAAGGACUCCAUUCAUCACACGAAUGUCGUUCGUACCUGGGCCGGAUGUUCAGGCCUAAGUUAUACGAACUCCCGCCCUGGGCUACCGACCUGGAUGCAGCUGAUUUCCUCAUCAACCGAUGCGUUAUGAUCCAUCUUCCAGACCACAAGGACAAGUUCAAUGCUCUUGUCUUCAUGGCCCAGAAGCUAUACGAUUUAGUUCAGAAUAAAUGCAAGGUGGAAGGUGCUGAUGCUGUGAUGGUCCAAGAACUGUUGAUUGGAGGUCAUCUGUAUCUCCAAGUGUUGAAGGAACGGCUCCAGCAGCUUAUAGUCGUCGUCAGAUCACAAGUGCUCAAGAAAGCGAAGACGACCAAAAAACUCGUUAUUGGACAGCAUGAACUGCAGCAGAUCCUUAGAAGUUCAGGCAACUUGGAGCAGAAAAUGGAGACCUUUUUGGCAACAGGCAACGCGCCUUCCAACAACGUCAACUUGGCUCAGUAUAAAGGUCUCACUAUUGUAGCUGAAAACAUCAACAGGAUGAGAUAUAUGUCACAUUUCAAGUCGAUUCAUCGGGGGUCCUUUUUCAUGGAGAUGCGAACAACGGAGGCUCGUCAGUUGCUCCCGGACGCGUGGGGGUUCGUGUGCCCCGUGCACACCCCCGACGGGGCUCCCUGCGGACUGCUCAACCAUCUCACCUGUAGUGCACAGGUAACACAACAUCCAGAUCCGAAGCAAGUGGCAAACUUACCCCACGUGCUGGAAAGAUGCGGUAUGGAGCCAAUAAGCUCGGUGGCCCAGACACCACUGUCGCGAGACGUGUACAAAUACCCAGUGCUGGUCGACGGGCGGCUGGUGGGCUACUUCGCCGAGGAUACCGUGGACAAGUCAGCUGCCUACCUCAGGACCUUGAAGAUCAAAGGCGAAGAGUUACCUAUAACGACUGAGAUCGUUGUCAUACCUAAGAAGCAGAUCUGCUCUCAAUACGCGGGCGUAUUCUUGAUGACGAGUGAAGCGCGCAUGAUGAGGCCGGUGAUCAACUUGUCGACGGGACAACUCGAGCUGAUAGGCACCAUGGAACAGCUGUACCUUGACAUCGCAGUUACCCACAGUGAAAUACAUAAGGGCAAAACCACACACACGGAGUUAUCCAAAACAGCGUUCAUGAGUAACUUGGCGCAGCUGGUACCAAUGCCUGACUGCAACCAGUCGCCUCGUAACAUGUAUCAGUGCCAGAUGGGUAAGCAGACGAUGGGUACUCCCAUCCACACGUGGAUGACUAACGCAGAGACCAAGCUGUACCGUCUCCAGAGCCCUGGAACACCACUGUUCCGGCCCACGCAUUACGACAAUUUGGGACUAGACGACUACCCGUGUGGGACUAACGCCAUAGUCGCUGUUAUUUCAUAUACGGGUUAUGAUAUGGAAGAUGCGAUGAUAAUCAAUAAGUCUGCGUAUGAACGCGGGUUAGGUGCCGGUUCGGUGUAUAAAUCAAACUUUAUAGAGCUGGAACACACAGCCUCCUAUUUCUGUAGGGAUAACAGCAACGCAGAACUGAGUCAGUUCAUUGACGAGGAUGGGUUACCGGCCGUUGGUGCCAGGAUUAGACCAGAAGAUCCCUUUUAUUGUUAUUAUGAUGGAGAGAAAAGUCAGUUUGUCGUGUCCAAGUAUCACGGUAAGGAGGAGGUUUACGUGGACAGUGUACGCCUUUGUGGGGACUUCAGUACCCGGCCACUGAAAAAGGCUUGCAUCAUGCUAAGAUUGCAGCGAAACCCAACAGUAGGUGACAAGUUCGCUUCUCGGGCUGGUCAGAAAGGUAUCUGUUCGCAAAAAUGGGCAACUGAAGAUCUACCGUUCACAGAGUCUGGUUUGGUUCCUGAUAUACUGUUCAACCCUCACGGCUUCCCCUCCAGAAUGACAAUAGCUAUGAUGAUAGAGUGCAUGGCGGGCAAGGCAGCAAGCAUUCAUGGACAUGUUCACGACGCCACUCCAUUCCGUUUCAACGAGAAGGACACUGCGAUUAAUUACUUCGGGCGGUUGCUGGAGUCGUCAGGAUACAACUACUACGGUACAGAGAGGAUGUACAGCGGGAUCGAUGGACGGGAGAUGACUGCCGAUAUCUUCUUCGGCGUUAUCCAUUACCAGAGGUUGCGGCACAUGGUCUCUGAUAAGUGGCAGGUGCGCACGACGGGCGCGGUGGACGCGCUGACGCGCCAGCCCGUGAAGGGGCGGCGGCGCGGCGGCGGCGUGCGGCUCGGCGAGAUGGAGCGCGACGCGCUCGCCUCGCACGGCGCCGCCUUCCUGCUGCACGACAGGCUCUUCCACUGCUCCGACAAGACCGAGGCGACUUUAUGUUCAAAAUGUGGAACUCUUCUGGGCCCAAUCAUUGGCAGGAGCGAGACGAGCAAAGAAACUUGUCGCCUCUGCGGGGAGGGCAACCUGGUCUCUGUGGCGAUACCUUAUAUCUUCAAAUUCUUUGUGACCCAACUCGCCUGUGUCAACAUCAAUGUAAAAAUCAAUUGUAGUCAGAGCUUGGCUUUGACGGCUGGAAACUAG
This is a messenger RNA of Arctia plantaginis, 3396 nucleotides long. The record is from the annotation of a GenBank genome assembly. NCBI's taxonomy places the organism in Eukaryota, Metazoa, Arthropoda, Insecta, Lepidoptera, Erebidae.